UGAGUCAGGAGAACUAAAGCCACAGGCUGCUCUGUGCUGCGAUGACACACGUCUCUUCUGAACAUCCAAGCGAGGUUUGAGCUUGGGAAGUGAACAUUUUAAUAUGGAUUCAUUUAUAAGGAAAAUGGAUACAGUGUGCCCCUCAGAUUGUGACAGGGCCUCGGAGAUUUCCUUCUGCCUUGAGGAUGAGGUGCCUGUUGAAACUGUUCUGAAUGCCGAGGAAACAGAGGAGCUGACACAGAGUUUAAAGGAAAUUGUAGAAACAGAAGAAGUGAAACCAAAGCUACAAUGCCUUAUGUCAAACCCUUCAUUUUCUAUGGUGACAGUGCAGUGCGAAGACAGUGGGAUUCACUGGGAGACCAGCUCAAGUCGAUGUUCCACACCCUGGGCUUCAGAAGCCAGCACAACUUCAGAUGUGUUCAGUUUGGAAAGUUCCUCAGCAAGUUCUCUUCCAGGGAAGGUUAUUUUUAUCAUGGAUGAUGGCAAACUACGUCAUAAAAAAGUUAGAGGUCUAUCAUCAUCAGAGCUUUCAAGGCAUUCUUCACGUCUCAAGAGAAAUGUGGACCAUCAAAAGCAAAAAUCUGGUGAAAACAUGGAUGAAACAUUUAAACAAGCCCUGGAAAAAGCCAAGGGACACUCAUUUUCACAGAGGGGAAGAACAGCAAUUGGAAGCUGUCAAGAAGGUCCUCAAGAAUUGAGAGCAAAUUCUCUGCUUCAUUCAAAAUCUAUCAUAAAUUCAGAAACUGCUCCAAGAAUAGAAAAAACAGAAUCCGAAAAAGCAGAAACAUUAAACAGGAUGCCUAAACAAGUUGCAGUACCAUCCAUAUGUGUGAAUUCAGAUAUAGAGAGUACAAAAUUAUUUAAUUUUCCUGCUACAAAUGAUAUAGACUCUCCAAACAAUCUUGAGCAAAAUGGAUUUUCAAAUUUAGGACAGACAAAUUCACUUAAUAAUGCACAUGUGGAAAAAGUGGUAGAGAAUUCUGUACUAGCAAAAGAGCAAGAGACACUUGCUUUAUUAGAGACUGAACAAUCAAACCCAGAUUUGUCCAAUCAAAUAGAAUUUCAACCCAAUAUCCCCCAAACAACUAAUACAAUACCAGAAAAAAUUGACAAUUUAUUGACUGAGACAUUAGUUAAAGAACACAUUGAAAUAUAUAAUUCAAACAUAGAAAAAACAGCUGACCAGCCAGUAUUAUAUUAUACCCAAAAUGAGCCAAAAUCACCUAGACCAAUGCUUGACAAAGUUAAAUCUGAUUCUUUUCCAGAAAAGGAAUCACAAAAAAUAGAACAGGCUGAGUCACAAGCAAAUGAUACUAUAAAACAAUCAAAUAUGCAAACUAUUAACGAAAUAAAUGAAAGCAUACUACAAUCUCCAGUGGUUAAUAUAGAAGAGAUUAAAAGAAAUACAGGUAAUAGUGUUAUUGACAAAUCUAAUAUUAAAGAAGUAUUAAGCGAGGAACAGUUGGAUCAAGAAAAACCUCAAGCAGAUAUUGUACCUAGGGAAAUGGAUUCAGCAAAAACAUUUACCUAUUUUUCAGAAAACCAAACUUAUCUUCCUGAUGAAAGAAACCAUGAUGUGGAAACGGGUUUAAGACAUACUGACACCCAUUAUGGCACAAAAGAUCCUCCUGACAAUGAAUCAAAUGUAAUCAGCCCUGUUUCUGAUGGUUCUGAAAUUAUUAAUAUUGUUGCUCCUCAAUAUAUAUCUGCAGUUAAUAAAGAUGCAAAAAGUCAAAAUCAAGAUAAGUUAGAAUCUCUGAAUGCAAAGGAGACCCCUGAAGAAAACAGUACAGAUAUAAACAAUAUUCCUACGUUUAAUAUAAAGGGAGAAGCAAAACCAUUAGAUGAAAAUAUGAGUGAAAAUCAAUUUAUGAAGAAAGUAGAUUUAGAGAAUGUCAUACUAGUAAAUCCAAGUAAAAAUACCACAGAUAUUGAUUACUUUGAAAAAUUUACUUUAAUUGAUGACAAAGUACCUAUUGAGCCUAAAUUUAAAGCAUCAAAUGAAGGGCAAAAAUUCCCUGAUGCCAAUGGGAUACAAUGUGAAGACCAUAAGGUCGCUGUGGAGGAGGUGGAUUAUUUAUUAGAAAAUGUUGAUGAAUCUUUCUAUGGAAUAAGCAGUGAAGAGUGGCUAAUUACUUCACAGGAUAAUUCAUUUGGUAUUGAAGAAUCAAGUAAACAUAUUGAAGGAGAAGCAAGAGUACAAGAUAAUGAUCUGAAAGCUAUAGGAAUUUCAUUGUUUAAUGAAGAAGAAGGGGUAUUGGCAAAGUCUUACUUUUUUCCCGCUUCUUAUAAAAUGUUAAAUCCAGAGCUAUUAGAAGAGCCACCUGCCUUAGCUUUUCUUUACACUGAUCUUUAUGAGCAAGCCAAAGGAAAAACAAAAACAGAUGAAAAUCGUCAGUCUGAUGAGGAAAGUACAAGUUCUGCAAAGUCAUUUCACAGCAGAAUUUCUGAUGACGAUGGAACUGGAAUCUAUUUUGAAAAAUACAAUUUAAAAGAUGAAAUUCCAUUUAAUGAAGCAAAAAGUACAGACCGGUCAUCAUACGUUGGUAGGAAAGAGGUUUCAUCUGAAACUGAAGACUUGCUAUCUAAAAAUAAAAUAUUAUCAUACAUUGAUGGCUGCAGUUCUGAACCUUUGGGUUUAAGAAAAAUGCAGAUAGAAAGAGAAGGGGAUAGUAAUCAUAUUGUUAAACAAAGGGUUAUAGAAGAGGAAAAAGUGGAAAGUUUUGAAGUUUUAUUACCAUGUGAUGAAAAGGAAAAAGUCAUAGUUGGUCAAGAUCAAAUUUCUGAUAAGUUACAAGUGCCUGAUUUGAAUGUAACAAGCUGUAAAUCUGAAAUUGAGAGAGACCAAGAAAAUGAGCAGAUCAAUCAGAAAGAGUCAACACCUAAGGAGUCUGAAAAGGUGACUGAUCUUAUAAAGUCAAGUGCAGAACAUUCAGAAACUCAGAUUAAAUCAAUAUUGAAAGAUAAACAGAUAGAUGAAAAGGAACUUGCUCUAUCAUUAGAUUAUGUAGUUAUUAGUGAAGACGAUCUACAAGGUGCUAUCUCACAUGAGGAAAUUGCUAUUGAAGACCAGGAAUCCUUGGAGCAUGACAGUGAUGGGGGAUUUGAUUUAUUUAUAGAAGCAGAACAAGAGGCCUUACAAGACCAUGAAGAAUCUGGGUUUGAGAUCAUAGAACAUUUAAAAUCACCAAGUGAAUUAUCAGAAACAUCAGAAACAGAAGAGAAGAAACAACAGAUAGACACUUAUUGUUAUACCUGCAAAAUACCUAUAGUGGCCAUCGAUAAAAUAUUUGGCGACCACAAGAAUCAUGAUGUUACUACCUUAGACAAUGCAGUUAACGAGAUGAGGGACAACCUGGAGGAUCUCCUAGAGAAACUGCAAGAGAGAUCACUGAAAACUGAAGAUUUUGUCAGCAGAGUAGAAUCACUGUUUAACGAGGUUGAAAAAAACUGUACAGAGGCCGAAAAGCGUUUGUUGGAUCAGAAUGAGAAGAUGGCAGAGAAAGUACUUGCUCACCAUAAUGCUAAGAAAGAGGGGUUUGAGGAAGUGAAAAAGAUGAAGAUGGAUUACCUGUAUGAUCAGAUGGUGAGCUUCCAGCAGAAAGUGGACUCAGCCAAGGAAAUUUUGGAGAUGGCUGUGAAGGAGAUGGAAGAGCAGAAUCCUGCUGCUUUUCUAAGUUCUCAUGGUGAAAUCAAUAACAGACUGCUUUCAGCAAUGGAAGGCUCGUUGUCUCUACAGAAGAUGCCAAGUGCCUUCUCGCUUUUUGAACAAUAUGCUGGAAGCUCUUCUAAAGGAGAUCAGAAUAUGCAAAAACAUAUACCAGUUCCUCACACGCCAAAAUUAAAGCGGCAGGAGCCUAAUUCAGCUACAGGCAAUUCAAUUGCUGUUUACUGGACUAUGAAUGAGGAAGAUAUUAUUGACUGUUUUCAGAUCUAUUGCAUGGAGGAACCUCAAGGAAAACGUGAUGAAAAUGAGCUGUUGGAAGAAUACAGAGUUACCGUGAAGGAGAGCUUUUGCAUUUUAGAAGACCUUGAGCCAGACAAAUGCUAUAGUGUCUGGGUUAUGGCUGUAAAUUCUACAGGGUGCAGCUUACCCACUGACAAGUCUGCAUUCAGAACAGCCCCAUCAACUCCUGUAAUUAAAGCAGAGGAGUGCACAGUAUGCUGGAAUACUGCGAUCAUCCGAUGGAACAGCGAACACCCCAAAUCCACAGAGUCAUUUACAUUGGAAUGGUGCAGACAGUACCCAUCUGAAGGGGAAGGGCUCAGGUCGGUCUCUGGAAUCAAAGAUCAGCAGCUGAAGGUUACAUUGCUACCAAAUGAGAAUUAUUUCUUCUAUGUGAGAGCUGCUAAUACCUUUGGCACAAGCGAACAGAGUGAAGCUGCCCUUAUUUCAACCAAAGGUACUAGAUUUCACUUGUUGAGAGAUACAGCACAUCCAGCUAUGGAAAUCUCAUCUGAUGGAAACAUAAUUAAAAUUGCAGAACAUACAGAGAUUACUGGGAUCCCUCUUGUGCUAGGCGAGCUGCUACCUGCCUGUGGUCAGCAUUACUGGGAGAUGAUGGUUAAUGAAUCUAAAGCUUUCAGCAUUGGGGCAACAUUUCAGCCGUCCCUAGAAGAGCAGCCUUUUGUGCAGGACUCUACAUCAUGGUGCAUGCAGUGUUGUUGCACCCCAUCCAGUUUUUCAUAUAAAUUUCUCCACAAUGAAGUUUUGUGUGAAGUACUCUUGGCCGAGCCCCUUGUUCAAGUAGGAAUUCUUCUGGAUUAUAAAUCAGGAAGGCUUUCUUUCUUCAACGCACAGAAACGACACUUGUUGUUCGCCUUCAGACACAAGUUUACAGAAGCAGCCCAUCCAACAAUUGCUUUAGAGGCGUCCGGACAGCUUUACCUGCACACUGGGAUAGAACUGCCACAGUUUGCCAAACGCAGCUAACAUUCUUGUUCCCAGUUGGUUGUUUGUUGCUUUCUGAAAAAGCCAUAAAUUAUGUGUUUACUACUUUACCAGAUUACACUGUGUAGAAAAAGAAUAGCAAUAUACAAGAACUGCAUUGAAGUGUUUUUGUUAUAAUGGCUUCUUUGACAUUUUCUUUGGUUUUAUUUUUUUAAGUACUGUUUUUUUUCUUAAGAUUAAAGGGAUAUUAAACAUUAUGUGAUUGUAAUAUAAAAUGUUGAAUUAUGUGUAGUUAAAAAACUUUGCAAUAAACUUUCAUUAUUUAAUUUGUCCCCUUUUCUUGUAAUUAAACUCUGAAAAUUGUUGAUUUUCUAAAUUCCACUGACUUUCUAUAAAGUAAUGGGGGCUGUCAUGUUUUAGCUUACAUUUCCCGUUAUUUAUAUUUCCCGCUGAGGACAAAUAGGGACAUACAGUAUAUAAACAGGCAAUAAAAAAGACUGUCCAAACAAGGCUGUGUGGGACAUAGGAUUAUCUAAAAGGUUUCCACACAGCCUUGUUUCUACAAACAGAGAUAAAUAGAAUACUAGUUCAAACAUGGGGUCACCCAUUACUUUAUAGAAAUUACUUCUAUUAAAGCUAAACGUUUACAAUUAUAUUUUCAAUAUUUAAACAAUUAACAUAAUUGUAAAAAAAUAUACAUAUUUUCAGGCUAAUCUUUGCUUUGAAUACAUCAUUGUAUCUAGCAUGUAUUUACUGUUUAAUAUCCCUUUAAGGAUAAGUAAGUAAUUGUUCUAAGAAUGAAAGAUAAAGCGAAUCAGGUAAUGAAGAAUCAUAAUUUUCUGUUUUGGAUCCUUGACUUUGAAUCUGCCUCAAGAUAAUUCUGUGUUUGUGUUUUUUUUUUUCUUGAUGCAACUCAUUAAUAGUACAGAUCAAUAAUGCCUGAACAAAAUUCUUUGAAGAAUGCAGAUUAAUGUAAUUAAAUGUCUUAACAGAACCUUCUUUCCAUCAGAACUUUAAAUUCUCCUUGUGGCUUUUAAAAUGAGAUCAUUAGCUUAUGUCAAGGUUAUACAGUUUCCUGUACUAAUGGGAGAAAAAAAAACUUUAUUAAACUUUCAUGUUGUCAUAAAA
Messenger RNA from Bombina bombina (fire-bellied toad), 6019 nucleotides. It is a transcript of the gene CMYA5, whose product is annotated as cardiomyopathy associated 5. Gene Ontology annotation, molecular function: protein binding. The transcript is spliced from 13 exons. NCBI's taxonomy places the organism in Eukaryota, Metazoa, Chordata, Amphibia, Anura, Bombinatoridae. The coding region runs from base 104 to 4933 and encodes 1609 amino acids. The record is from RefSeq and is a predicted model, not a curated record.